AGGAUAUCAGCGAUGCGAGUAGCACGCCAACGAGACUGCAGCGCAAGGAACAAACCACCAACCUUGAGUAUCCCGGGCUCAUCAACAUGUGUAGAGCAUUUUCCCUCUCCUCCGCUGGAUCUCCAUCUUUUGAAAGCAGCGAACUAGAUCCUACGGCUUGCGUAAUGCGAUGCGAGGUCGUUGUUGUAAGAGUGGGACGAGCUCUGGGCCCUAGCAUUGGAGCAAAGGACAGGGUCUGGUUGUGGUCGAAUGUCAACAAGCGUCAGCGACACGCCACCCACCAUCUUCAGGGCUCACCAGAGCAGUGGAACGCACGCAUAAGUAACACUUCUAUUGUCUGGGAUAGAGCGCCCCUGUACGAACAUAAAAAUGACAUUGGCAUCGUAUCCAGUCUCAUAGUUCUAUUUAGCGUUCGG
Acaulospora colombiana is the source of this 416-nucleotide messenger RNA. The record is from the annotation of a GenBank genome assembly. Lineage: Eukaryota; Fungi; Glomeromycota; Glomeromycetes; Diversisporales; Acaulosporaceae.